Messenger RNA from Trichoplax adhaerens, 1617 nucleotides. RefSeq lists its product as uncharacterized. NCBI's taxonomy places the organism in Eukaryota, Metazoa, Placozoa, Uniplacotomia, Trichoplacea, Trichoplacidae. The record is from RefSeq and is a predicted model, not a curated record. Gene Ontology annotation, biological process: ceramide biosynthetic process; sphingosine biosynthetic process. The transcript is spliced from 9 exons. The coding region runs from base 1 to 1617 and encodes 538 amino acids. Gene Ontology annotation, cellular component: serine palmitoyltransferase complex. Gene Ontology annotation, molecular function: serine C-palmitoyltransferase activity; pyridoxal phosphate binding.
AUGACGGCUAGUGCUACGCUUGCGACAAAGAGAGUGACAAGAUCGUCAUAUAAGAAGCGUUAUAACAAUUCCGAAGAGAACGAUGAGCAUCUAGACAAUCAAAAUGGAAAUACUGGUAAAAUUGACGAGAUAAGUAAUGAUGAAGAAGAAUUUGAUUAUUCAUACGAGGCACAAGAAGAAUUUGAAGAGCCGCCAUUACAUGUAUCGAUAAGUACUUACGUCAGCUAUACGCUGCUGAUAAUGCUUGCAUACUUAAAAGAUAUCUUAGUCAGGUAUGGAAUCUUGACUUUUGGUAGCAAUCUACGCAGAUCCAAGAUGGAGGAUUUUGUGCCUCUAUACUCUAACUUUGAAGCUCUGUUUACCCGAUUUAUUUAUAUGCGUAUCCGAGAUUGUUGGAAUCGACCAAUUGCUAGCGUUCCAGGUGCCGAGUUUGAUGUUUUAGAAAGAUAUUCCACUGAUAAUAAUUGGACAUUUCAGUAUACUGGGCGGACAAAGCGUUGCUUAAAUCUUAGUUCUUAUAACUAUCUUGGGUUCGCCGAAAAAAGUGGACCAUGUACAGAUGCAGUUGAAACAGCCAUUGAAAAAUAUGGCCUAUCUACUUGUGCAUCACGCCUCGACUUUGGCAUUUUGGACGUUCACAAGCAGCUUGAGGAAAGAAUGGCUGAAUUUGUUGGAAAGGAAGCAGCACUAGCUUUUGGUAUGGGUUUUGCUGUUAACUCUACUUGUAUUCCCGCAUUAGUUGGCAAGGGAUGCAUGAUUAUAAGUGACGAAUUAAAUCACGCUUCAAUUGUAACUGGCGCUCGCUUAUCUGGUGCUAAAGUUAGCGUAUAUCGUCAUAAUGAUAUGGAAAACCUAGAAAAGAUUUUACGUCAAGCCGUCAUCAGUGGACAACCAAGAACCCAUCGACCUUGGAAAAAAUUAUUAAUUAUUGUUGAAGGAAUUUAUAGUAUGGAAGGGUCUAUAAUCAAGCUGCCUGAGGUGAUUCGCUUAAAAAAAAAGUAUGGCGCUUAUCUUUUUAUUGACGAAGCACAUAGUAUUGGUGCGCUAGGACGUACUGGUCGGGGAGUAUGCGAACAUUGUAGUGUAGAUCCAAAUGACGUGGAUAUCUUAAUGGGAACCUUUACUAAGAGCUUUGGUGCAUGUGGAGGAUAUAUUGCAUCAUCUAAAGAUGUCAUUGACCAUUUGCGUGCCAACUCUCAUUCUUCUGCCUAUUCGGCAACUAUGUCUGCUCCAAUAGCACGGCAGACCUUGUCUGCUCUUUCUAUUAUUAUGAAUAAAGAUGGAACUUCAGAUGGAAAAAACAGAUUGAGAAGAUUAGCUUGGAAUUGCCGCUAUUUUAGGAAGCGCCUAAGGGAGAUGGGCUUUAUGGUUUUUGGAAAUAAUUCUUCUCCAGUAGUUCCAUUGCUUUUAUUUAUGCCGGGAAAGAUAGCUGAGCUUAGUCGUCGAUGUCUUCAAGAAAAUCUUGCUGUUGUUGUAGUUGGCUAUCCAGCGACCCCAUUAAAUUCGGGGAGAGUUCGAUUUUGUCUGUCAGCUGCUCAUACUAAAGAAAUGUUGGACGAUGCGUUGGAGAAAAUCAGCAAUAUUGGAGACUUAUUACAGUUAAAGUACAAUAAAUGA